AUGCUACCACCACACCGACGAACCCCGGAAAAGCUCAUUAUGCCAGAAGAGCUUGAAGCAACAGAGCAAGCAUCUACUGGACAGCCUUGCGCAGCAACGUGCAGGUCGCCGUCACUAGUUCCAGGAAAACUCUCACAACCAGGCGUUGACGCAGCAGCUCACUUUGACCUCGUCAUCAUCGGUGCCGGUCCUGCAGGCCUAGCCGUCAUUUCUCGUAUUCUAGAAUCACGCCCAGCUGCUCUCUACACAGAGGAUGAGCAUCGACAUUUGCAUUUCACCCAUCGACAGCGCACACCAGCGCUGAUCCCUUCCAAGGUGGCCAAAACAUCAACUACGUCAAAGAGCAGCAUCUAUAACAAGUUACAAGACAAAACGCGAAGAAGUAAGCCAAAGACUGGGAAAGGACUCUGGAACGCAGGUGAGAACGAUUCUAUGUUGUGCCCCUGCGAUGGUCGGAUCAAGAUUCUCGUUAUCGACAAGCUCGGCGAAGGCUUCAUGGGAUUAUGGAGAAGAAACUUCAAUGCUCUAGGUAUCAGCCAUUUGCGCUCGCCCAUGUUCUUUCACCCCGACGCUAGCGACUUUGAUGCUCUCAUUGCGUACGCAAAUCGUCAAGGACACGCGGACGAAGGAACUCCAGAUCAGGUGAUCGAGUUGAUCGAGAAACGAGUCACUUGUCGGGGAGAUAAAGUAGUAGCACCUCGCGGAAGAGGCUGCCGUAAACGGACAAGAGGCAAGCGCUCUCCUUCGCCUACAGAGCAGCAGAAUCAAGCUUUGAGCAAGACUCUUGGGUCUAGCGAUUCUCCACUUCCAGACCUUAUCGAAAUCCUCGGCGUAGUCGGCAAGGAGAAGUCAAAGCAUAAGCGCAAGCAGCAGCUGCAACAGCAUCCCAAAGAGCAUCAUUCGAACGCUGUUUCUGCUACGUCCGCCAAGGUACACGUCAACGAGAGAGACCGUCGCGACUACUUCACACCUAGCUCUGUUCUCUUCAACUCGUUCACGCGAGAUCUAGAGCAGAGGUACCGUAUACAACCAUACGAAAGCAGCUGCUCCAACACUUGGCCCAAGGUGUCUCAGUACUUCGAGGGCGAAAUCGACAAGCAAUUAGAUUUCACACUUAGUUCGCGUACUGAUUCAGUCACAGAAGCAGCCAGACUCGCUGAUAGUCCAGUGACUACCGUAAAAGGCUUCGUCAAGGAUCUAGUCUGGUUCGAUGGAGCCAAGCAAACGGUUCAAGACGACGUUGGCAACCACAGCCCAGGAUUCAUGCUCGAGCUCGUUGACAGCGUCGAUGGCCAGAACGACAGUGUAGUCAUCUCGGCCAAAGCCGUAGUCAGCGCUGUAAGCUUCGGCGGCGUUCCAAUGAUUCCGCCUUACAUUGAUACAAGUGGCACAGAAAAAGACACGGAUCGCUCCGCCAACUCAUCCUCGAUCUUGACUCCUCCAUCUCUUUCUCCACCCCCAGCAUGCGGCCCAGGCUGGAUGCACUCUAGCUGUCUCGCCUUCACGCCCUUCCCCCAGCCACCCUCUCUUGCUCCAUCUACGCCUGCACGUGAGCGGAAGAUGGUGGUUGUUGGUGGCGGUCUUACCUCGGCCCAAAUUGUCGUACGUGCCUUGGAAGCAGGCUUCGAUAAAGUCAUUUUCAUCACACGAGGCCAUCUCAAGAGCAAACACUUUGACGUCGAUCUCGGCUGGGUAGGACGAUACAGCAAUUACCUCAAGAUGCAAUUCUGGCAAAACGAAGAUGUUCAGGAGCGACUCGCCAUGCUUCGUGCCGCCAGAAAUGGAGGCAGCAUCACACCAACGUACCUGAAAGCGCUUGCGAGACUUCAAGCGAUGGGCAAGGUCGAAAUUCGUACGCAUACCACGAUCGCUGAUGCUGCUUACGGAACUUGUAGCGAGCUCAAAAAACGCUGCAAGAGAGAUGUAGAGGAGGGAGAAGAUGAUAGUUGCAGCCAAACGGAGGAGGGCGAGGAUGAAACUGCGCAACCGGAGUCUACUGACGGCGAGGACGAGCCAGACAGCGGAGAGAAGCAAUGGGCACUCGAGUUGCGCACCAGCACAGACGGCGGGAACGUCGAUAGGAUCUUCGCCGAUUAUCUCUUCCUCGCCACAGGAGCUAAAAUCGACUUUGGAGGUCUGCCUUUCCUACAACACAUCCAGAAAACACACCCUGUGCGACUGGUUGGCGGAAUGCCAGUACUUACUGCCGAUCUCGAGUAUCGACGCGAUGUGCCGCUCUUUGUUACUGGCACCUACGCAGGCCUGCAGAUCGGUCCGGCCGCAGGCAACCUAGGUGGCAUGAGAGACUCGGCUGAUCGCAUAGCCAAUCGACUUCUCGAGUUGCUCUCGCUUCCUGAAGGCGUGAUUCCCAAUGUCGUUUCUCUUCCAGAGACCGUCGUACCUAGACCCCUAUCCGAAGCUGCUCCACAACACAACGAGACUACUACCACAGAUUCUUCACCCGCUAAACCCCGCAAGGAGCGCGUCAAAGCUGACAAGUCUUCGCCGUUCACGCAUUUCAACUUUGAUCUUCUUUCGAUCGAGGCCUGA
Messenger RNA from Mycosarcoma maydis (corn smut), 2550 nucleotides. RefSeq lists its product as uncharacterized. The record is from RefSeq and is a predicted model, not a curated record. The transcript has a single exon. The coding region runs from base 1 to 2550 and encodes 849 amino acids. Lineage: Eukaryota; Fungi; Basidiomycota; Ustilaginomycetes; Ustilaginales.